CGCCGCCCCUCUCCGCGCCGCCCAUGAGUCAGGGCUUUGCCGGGCGCUGGCGGCAGCCGCGGCCGGAGCGGGCUCGCAGCCUCUGCCGCGGGGCUCCAUGGAGAAGGCGGCGGCCGCGGCGAGCGAGGGCGGCGGCGGGAGCAACAGCAGCAGCCGCAGCAGCAGCCGCCCCACGUCGGCCGGCUCGUCUCCCUCGUCGUCCUCCGCCAGCCGCGGGCCGCCGGGCCGGGCGGCGGCCGCGGGGCGGCUGGAUGGAGGCGGCGGCAGCGGCAGCAGCCCCGGCUCGGCGGCGGCCAGCCCGGGGGGCGCGCAGGCGCCUGGGGGCGGCGGCAGGCGGCGGGAGCCGGUGCUGGAGGGGACGCUCAGCAAAUACACCAACCUCCUGCAGGGCUGGCAGAGCAGGUACUUUGUGCUGGACUUUGAGACGGGGAUUCUGCAGUAUUUCGUGAAUGAACAAAGUAAAAACCAGAAGCCACGAGGAACCUUGUCUUUAGCUGGAGCUAUAAUAUCGCCCAGUGAUGAAGCGCCACACAUGCUGGUGGUCUACUCUGCUAAUGGAGAGAUGUAUAAGUUGAGAGCUGCUGAUGCAAAGGAGAAACAAUACUGGAUAACUCAGCUUCGAUCCUGUGCCAAACAUCACACGGAAGGUAAUUCUAAGAACAUUUCAUCCUCACGAAGUAGAAGCUCAUCUCUUCUGCCAUCUGGGACAGUUAAUUCUGCGUCGCCUAGUGGCCAGAAACACAUGAAUCAAAGCGGGCCAACCGUUGUUACCAUCACGCAUCACAAAUCCCCUGCAGCAGCCCGAAGGGUUAAGAGCCAGCGUUCUGGACAACUCCACGAAGUCAGAGAGAUCAUGAGCCAAGUAGAGGGACAACAGAAGAAUCUUGUACAAGCCAUUGAAGCUCUUCCAAGUUCUGGGCCCCUUUCUGCCUUGGAUCAGGACUUGCUGCUUUUAAAAGCUACCUCUGCUGCCACCCUGAGCUGCCUUGGAGAAUGCCUGACUCUACUACAGCAGAGCAUGCAUCAAGUGGGUCAGCACCAUAAUAGGACAUUGUCAUCAGAAGGUAUCCUGGGAUGGCCUGGCCCCAAGUCACAUUCCACAGAGCAACUGAAAAAUGGUGCCCUCAGCUCCUUAUCAUCUGCUAGUGCGAACAUUACAUGGGCAAUAGUACCAUCGGCAGCCCAAGAUGGACACAUGCUCCAGCCAAAUACUGAGCAUUCAGCUUCUGAGUUGGUCCUAGUUGAAGAUGAAAUGACAGAUACUGAAGAUAAUGAAGAGGAAGAUUUAGGAGUCAUGGAUGAUCAACGUAGUGUAAUUCUCCAUCUCAUCUCUCAGCUCAAACUUGGCAUGGACCUUACCAGGGUAGUGCUUCCAACAUUUAUUUUGGAGAAAAGAUCCCUGCUGGAGAUGUAUGCAAAUUUCAUGGCCCAUCCAGACCUGUUUUUGUCAAUUGCAGCUGGAGCCACCCCCGAGGAAAGAAUUAUCUGCUUUGUGGAGUAUUAUCUCACAGCUUUUCACGAAGGCCGAAAGGGAGCCGUUGCCAAGAAGCCCUAUAACCCUAUAAUUGGGGAAACGUUUCAUUGCUCGUGGGAUGUGCCUACGGACAGAGUGAAACCGUUCAGAACUAAUGGCGCCUCGGCGGUUUCUAAGGAGCCAGCCAAGGAGCUUGGCCCGGACCAGUCCACGUGCUACAAGCUGAGGUUUGUAGCUGAACAAGUGUCCCAUCAUCCGCCAGUAUCUUGCUUUUACUGUGAGUGCAAAGAGAAGAAAAUGUGCGUGAACGCUCACGUAUGGACCAAAAGCAAGUUUAUGGGCAUGUCAAUAGGUGUUUCUAUGGUAGGUGAAGGUGUUCUUUACUUGAUGGAGCAUGAAGAGGAGUAUGUUUUCACACUGCCUAGUGCCUAUGCUCGCUCGAUACUCACCAUCCCCUGGGUGGAACUCGGAGGUAAAGUCAGCAUUAGCUGUGCCAGGACUGGCUAUUCUGCUACGGUCACGUUCCACACCAAGCCCUUCUACGGAGGAAAAGUCCACAGGGUUACAGCUGAAGUGAAGCAUAAUCCCACUAACACUAUUGUGUGCAAGGCACAGGGAGAAUGGAAUGGUACGCUAGAAUUUACUUAUAGCAACGGAGAAACCAAAGUGAUUGACACUACCAAACUACCUGUUAUCAGGAAAAGGAUUAGACCAAUAGCAAAACAAGGCCCGCUGGAAUCAAGGCACCUUUGGCAACACGUCACCAAUUCUCUGAAAGAAGGUAAUAUUGAUGCAGCAACAGAACACAAGCACCAUCUUGAAGAGAGACAGCGAGCAGAGGAAAGGCAACGUAUGGCUCUUACAACGCCAUGGAAACCAAAGUAUUUUGCCAAAGAGGGUGAUGGCUGGCUGUACUUGAAUCCCCUCUGGAAGACCCAUUGACAAGAUAGAGCUGUUGUCUCACAACAUUUACCUUAAAGGCAUUAAAAUGAUACAGUAUAUAACUUUAAGAUGUCAUUGAAUAGUUCCUGUUAUCAGAAGAUACAAAUGAGAAGCUAUAUACUGUGAAUGAUGCAUCUCAAAAUAACCACAAGCUCAAGUUAAUUCAGGAGCCAUUUUGUGUGUAUGUAUAGACACACACACACACGCACACUUACAUAUAUACACACAUAUAUAUACACACACAGUGUGUGUGUGUGUUUGUGUGUGUAUUAUUUACACUACAUGUAAACAAAGUAUAAACACUAACAGUGAUUUAAAGACCUUAUCCCCUUAAGUGUUAGGGCAUAAAACUCUCACUGGAAUCAGGUAGGGUUCCCUGAGUUGAGUGCUUGCGGGAUCAGGCCCUAUGUUAGUAUUUAAAAAUACUUUUUUAUUAGUACUGGUUAAGGUUUUCUAUUUUUCACUUUUGCCAAAAAAUGUUUUGCACUUAAAAUGUGACUUGUCACUUAAUGGCAGCCAUUCAGUCUCAACAGUCAUUGAGUAACUGACUUUGACAUACGAGUGAUACACUGACUGCACUCUCUUUGGGAUGUUGAUUUAAGAGCAUGUUUCCUAUCACUGUAAGUGUCAAUUUUCUGCCAUCUUAUAAGAAGUAGCAAUACCUUCUCAAGAUCUUUGUUCGCGCUAACCCAUUGUGUCCUCGCUCCUUGGUUUGUUUGUACUUCGAGAUGUUCAGUAGAUCUCUGGUCACUAGUGAGCCACCUGCUCUGAUAGUUUUGGUCUAGCCGGGUAACAUCCUUGGCUAUUGUCAUGCCGAUGCAUUGGGUUAACCUGUCUUAUCUGUUCUGUUAAAUCACUGCUGGUGGAUGGAGCUGUGGUCUUCAACCUUGCCCUCGCCUCAGCUUUCCACCCUCAGAUGAGAGGCAGCGUAGCAUGGCGGUAGCCUGUGUCUGAGCCACCCCAGUUCGCAGCCUGGCAUUUCCAGUGACACUGCUGCUGCUGUGCUCAUGUGAUGACGCCAGACUGGCGGCUGAGGCUGGGCUGAGUCCUGCUCCAAUGGGUGCAAGCCUUCCCCGCUAGUGGAGACACUGAUUUCUUAUGCUGCUGCUGUGAAAUUGGAAAGAGCUUAAACGGUCAGAGCCCUGGAUGCCAUAUUAAAGCUCCAGGCAGAGUUGUGUUUUGAUUUCUUGUCUUUGAUUUCUUUCUUUUCCUUUUGGCCCAGUUAAUUGCUUUCUGAUGCUUUCUCAUGAAGAGAGAUAGAACCAACCUUCCCAGAUAAAUGAUUUUCUGAUGUAAAAGUCACUAUUCAGUAAAUUACUACACUAAAAUAAGAACAUUAUUAAUGAAACAAAUGAAAUGGGACAUAAUUUGUUUUGUAAAGUAAUCAAACAAUCUUGUAGUUUGAUCUUGCUUUGUAAGCUAACCACUGUGACUCUAGGAAAAUGGAUUCUAAAAAUUUGAAAGCUUAGUUGCAUUUUAGUAUUUGUUAAAAGAUGUUUUUGAAAAAAAGUGACAAAAAGAAACAAAUGUAAAAUGUGCUGACUUCUGCUCAGUGCUUCUUUUUACAGUGCCCCUUUAAAAAAAACAAAACAAAACACUAGAUUUCUAACAUACAGUAGCAUGGAUGCCUACCUUUCUAUAGUACUGAUUAAUUUUGUGCCUUUUGUCUGCUUUCUUAAUGCAAUAGCUUAUGCUUUGUAGAUAUUACUCAAAUAUAUUUAGGUUGAAGCACUGCUUCUAUCUGUUCUGGUGUCUUGCAUUUUAUAAUACUUUAUUUUUUGGUAGAUAUUAAAAUCUCUUGUGUAACUGAAAAGGCUAUAUAGAGGUGUGUACAUAAGGCAGCAUCCCAUUAGCUGUUCAUUUGGACAUGACAUUUAAUAGAUCUUUAAAUUUUGAACUUCAGAUCCUUAUUAAAUGAGCUGUGGUCGUCUUCUCUUCUUAAAUGCUAUUUUGUCUGCUUGUAUAUACUUUUUCUUGCACAUUAGAAAGAUUAGUGUUAUUAAUGACUUAAAUCCUAUUUUUAAAAAAAAACACGGACUGUAUGAGCUUGGUUUUGUAACUGAUACUUUUUUUUUUUAAAGAAAAAUUAUUUUUAGGUAUAGUUAAUGUUUUUCUGUAACAACAUAAAAAUGAUGCUCUUGCAGUAAGCACUGAACUACUACCAAGUAUCAUCAGGAAAUCUCAUCCUUUAUCACCUGCAAGAAUUAAUUUAUAAUGGAUCCAUUCUUGUUUUAGAGCUUAGUCUGGUAAGUAACUAGAACUAUUAAUACCGAUUAUAAUAUCACCACAAAGAACAAUCGAAAAUGCAGAUUUAAACGCAUGGAAUGUAUCCUCCCAGAACUUGGACUUUCAUACACCAAAGAACUAGCCACAAAUUCAUUAAAAAUAGCAAUUGAAAACCUCUUUUGUCAGGCAUGCGGGCCUACACUGCUGAAAGAGUAGACCUCUUACAGCUUUGAUGGUCUGACUGUCGAAGCUACAAAGAUGCUGUAGCUCUUCUUUUAGGGAGAAAUUUGAAUAAUUUCAUGCUUGUAACUUACUGAAGAUUUCUGCCUGCAUGGUUGGUUGUUUCUGCAUGCCGAGAACAUUCCACUUGUGCUCUGAGAAAUGCUUUGUUUUGAUGCUGUGAAGAAUCCCCUGAUGCUGCCACCGUUUCUUUUCCAAAGUAACUUGGGAGAGGCAGGCAUAAAAAUAAUCCUUUUAAAAAAAAUCUUAUCAACAAGAGAUUCCAGAACAAGAUUCACAAGAAUUGUCAUUUUAUUUUUCUGAUGCUUAUGUAUUCAGUAGAUUUUACAAGACUGAAAAUUAAGUAUUCAUGAGCCUUAUUCUGUAAGUUGUUCCAAUAGCUGUCUUAGACUUGCAAGUGAAUAUUUUCCUUUUCAAGUAGCCAAUGUAUAGUAAUGUAAAAAUCUACAUGUACUUCAGGUCUUUUUUUUGUGCACACCUGUAGAAAGCCUAUGCAACCUUUUUCUUCCUUUCUUCCUUUCUUUCUGUUUUCUUUCUUAAAGUAGAAAUGGUUGGAACACAAAUUUACACCUUUAUCAUUUAAAAGAUGCUCUGGCAGUCUCUUCUGAUUUGCCUUCCUUUCGUAAUUUGUGAAUUUAAAAUGACAAUGCUCAUGAAUAAAAGAUUUGUUUCAUUUA
Messenger RNA from Dromaius novaehollandiae (emu), 5559 nucleotides. RefSeq names its product oxysterol binding protein like 10 (gene OSBPL10). The record is from RefSeq and is a predicted model, not a curated record. Lineage: Eukaryota; Metazoa; Chordata; Aves; Casuariiformes; Dromaiidae. Gene Ontology annotation, molecular function: cholesterol binding. The coding region runs from base 98 to 2416 and encodes 772 amino acids. The transcript is spliced from 12 exons. Gene Ontology annotation, cellular component: intracellular membrane-bounded organelle; membrane; cytosol.